AUGAGUGAACCCUUUGUUUACACCAACGUUGAACAGUAUCAAUUAGAUACUUCCAACAAAUAUCUCCUCCCUGAAUUACCCGAGUCUGCUUUUGGUCCAAUAUAUUUAAAGGUGCAGGAAUAUGCCGUUCAGUUGAUGUGUCAACUUGAUCCUACACACGCCGAAGAGUACAAGACGUUACCACAGAAGUAUCACACGCAAUUAGAAGCCAACCCAUUCAAACAAGCUGCACGAGAGUUCUUUGCAGGCUGUUUUGAUCCGAACUCUCAGAUGUUUAAAAAUGUUUUCAAGUACUGUGUAGGCCAAGUCAGUGUCUAUUUGCGCUUUUUAUAUGAGCAAGAAAUCGACAAAGAAAACCUUUCAAAAGUAGAAAUUAAAAAUCCAUUGUUUAUAGUCUCUAUGCCACGUAGUGGCUCUACUUUUGCUCAUCACGUGAUGUCUUCAGACCCACUUGCGACUUCUAUUAAAAUGUACGAACACUUCUGUCCGGGGAGCAAGACAAUGUCCUCUGAAGGUCGUCUCAACUUUGGGAAGAGAGUGAUAGAGCCGAUGUUAAAUGAUGAUAUUAAUAAACGACAUAAAAUGGACGUGGAGCAAUAUGAAGAGGAGAUCUGCUUUAAAGCGAUGCUUGGAUUCUCGUGGGUGUACUCACUAUGUCUCCCCCGACUCGAACAAUAUAGAGAACACCUCUGGAACGGAAAUUUCAAGUUUGUGUAUGACGGACUUUUGGAAGAGUUUAAAAUGCACUUGUUGGAUAAAAGGGAGUGUCCCUGGUACGACACCGACGUGUCAAAAAUGGAAGAGAAAAAGAAGAACUUCCACUUGUGUUUGAAGGCCGUUUCGCACUUUGUGGAGCCAAUGAACUUCUUUAAUUUGGUCAAUGCGACGGAAGGAAGAAUACUGUGGAUACACAGAGAAAUCAUUCCAGAGUUAAAAAGUCUGAUUCCGGGGUGCAUUGCUAUUCGUGGCAAUUUUGUGGGGGAUAUUGGAAUGGAUGAUGUUAAAUGGACUAAUGAGUGUACUAUCAAAAUCAUUUGGCUGUGCUUGAAGAACGGAAUUGCAGCGAGAGAUAAAUGGGUCAGUGAGGAUCCACAGCGCGAAAAACAAAUUUACGACAUUUCAUUCACGGCUCUGACUAAAGACCCAAUUGGAGAAACGAAAAAGAUCUAUAAAUAUUUCAAUAUGGAAUAUUCAGAGGAGUUUGAGGAAAAUAUUAAGAAGCUGCUCAAACAGAAAGAACAAAAGGAUAGAAAAGAAGACAAAGAGAAAGAUAAGAAACUGUUUAUGUUUGACGAAGAAGAGGUGAAAAAACAAUUCAUGUUUUACUAUGAGAGAUUUGAAAAGUACUUACCAGAUUACUUUAAAUAA
This is a messenger RNA of Entamoeba invadens IP1, 1368 nucleotides long. RefSeq lists its product as hypothetical. NCBI's taxonomy places the organism in Eukaryota, Evosea, Mastigamoebida, Endamoebidae. The coding region runs from base 1 to 1368 and encodes 455 amino acids. The transcript has a single exon. The record is from RefSeq and is a predicted model, not a curated record.